AUGGGGCUGCUGUCGGACCCCCAGUGCCGACGGGCGCUCGCCUGCCUCGUCCUGCGCCUCAACAACCCCCUCUGUUCCCCCAGCGCCCUGAGCUACGCCCUGGGUCUCGCCUGGUUCCUGGCGCUGCCGCCGGCGGCGCCGCGCACCCACAUCUCGGAGAACGCCAUGGGUUCCACCAUGGUGGAGGAGACCUUCAGCGGCGGCGCCCGCGCCAUCGCCUUCGCCCGCGAUUUCGCCGCCCACAAGAAGAAAACGGGGGCUCUGCCGGUGGCUUGGUUGGAGAAGACCAUGUGGAGUUUGGGUUUGGAGGUCCACCAACAGACGUUCGCCUGUACGCUGCCCUUCCCGGAUGAGGCCCGUGAGCGAUAUUUGGUGAAGGGCACCAACGUGUAUGGGAUCCUGCGGGCGCCGCGCGCCGCCAGCACCGAAGCGCUGGUCCUGAGCGCCUCCUGCGCCGACGGAGCCACCAACAACCACGGAGUGGGGCUCCUCCUCGCCCUCGCCGGAACCUUCCGCGGCCAGAUCUUCUGGGCCAAGGACAUCAUCUUCCUGGUGCACGAGCACGACCUUCUGGGCAUGGAAGCGUGGCUCCAGGGCUACCACGACGUCAACCUCACCGAGAUGAGUUCUUCGGGAACGCCGGGUCGGGCGGGAGCCAUCCAAGCGGCCAUCGCUUUGGAGCUCAGCAGCGACGUGGUGACCAGCUUGGACGUGGCCGUGGAAGGGCUCAACGGACAACUUCCCAACUUGGAUCUUCUUAACCUCUUCCAUGCUUUCUGCCAGAAAAAUGGGCUCCUCUGCACCAUCCAGGGGAAGCUCCCUCGCUCCGAGUGGGAUUCGUUGCCCGCCUACACCCACAGCCUUCAGACUCUUCUCCUCAUGGUCUUGGCUCAGGCCUCGGGGCAACCGCGCGGCAACCACGGCCUCUUCCUCCGCUAUCGCAUCGAGGCCCUCACGCUCCGCGGAAUCAACAGUUUCCGGCAGUACAAGUACGACAUGACCACCGUCGGCAAGACCUUAGAAGGAAUGUUCCGGAAGCUCAAUAACCUCCUGGAACGUCUACAUCAGUCGUAUUUCUUCUAUCUGUUGCCUUCGCUCUCCCGGUUUAUCUCCAUCGGGGUCUACAUGCCGGCGUUUGGGUUCCUCAUCCUGGUCCUCAUCCUGAAGGCUCUGGAGCUCUGGAUGAAGCUCAAUAAGUGGGAACCGGGCAGCGGCGAACGGCUCUGCGACGGCAGCGGCGGGGCGGGAGAGGAGCCGCUGCCGGGACUGCUGCCGCUGGUGCCGCCGGUUCUGGUCUCUCACGCCGCCGGCGUCGCCAUUUACUUCUUGCCGGUCCUCGGCCAACACAUCGCCACCCAACACUUCCCGGUGGCCGAAGCCGAAGCCGUGGUGCUCACCGUCAUCGCCAUCUACGUGGCCGGCAUGGCCCUGCCCCACAACACCCACAGAUCCGCAUCCUGCGGGGAUCGGGGUUGGAUGGCGCUGAAGCUGUUGAGUAUCCGCGAUGGAUUUUGGG
Molecule: messenger RNA, 1516 nt
Organism: Cuculus canorus (common cuckoo)
Lineage: Eukaryota; Metazoa; Chordata; Aves; Cuculiformes; Cuculidae
Product: glycosylphosphatidylinositol anchor attachment 1 protein-like
Exons: 11
Biological process (GO): attachment of GPI anchor to protein
Cellular component (GO): membrane; GPI-anchor transamidase complex
Source: RefSeq, a predicted model, not a curated record